Messenger RNA from Ruditapes philippinarum (Manila clam), 1708 nucleotides. Its product is annotated as B1 bradykinin receptor-like. Lineage: Eukaryota; Metazoa; Mollusca; Bivalvia; Venerida; Veneridae. The coding region runs from base 89 to 1474 and encodes 461 amino acids. Gene Ontology annotation, cellular component: plasma membrane. Gene Ontology annotation, biological process: G protein-coupled receptor signaling pathway. The record is from RefSeq and is a predicted model, not a curated record. Gene Ontology annotation, molecular function: G protein-coupled receptor activity. The transcript is spliced from 2 exons.
CCUGAUAAUGAGACGAUUGCCUUGUAGACGAUUGUAGACAAUAUUCUCUGUAGUGACAGUGAACUAGCUGCUUGGUGCGAUACUGAAUAUGGAGAACGUACUCGUGGCUGAUAUUCACAAUGUAUCUCCUUCAUACACUGAGAACAUUCCGGAAAUGCCGAACAUUGGAUAUUACGAACAAGCAAAAGAUAUUUUACAAACUUACAUAGUUCCUGUUAUAAUUGGUACGGGAGUUUUAGGAAACACAAUUUGUUUCAUAGUCUUCGUCGCAUCGCCUCUGAAGCGCAUAUCAACUAGUGUUUAUCUUGCCGCUCUUGCAUUUUCAGAUACUGGAUUUCUUGUUUGUUUGGGUAUAGGAUGGCUUGAAUCUCUCGAUAUACGAUUCUUUCACAAGGAAGGCAUUUGUCAAAUGACUGUAUACACGUCCUUUGUCUUCAGUUUUACCUCUAUCUGGUUUGUCAAUGCGUUUACAUUGGAGAUGUACAUAUCUGUAUUCCACCCACAGAAAAGUCCGAAGCUUUGUCGUCCAAACAGUGCAAGGAAAAUUGUCGGAAUUAUAUCGGUUCUCGGAGGACUUAUGUAUAUUCAUGGAUUUGUUAUUGCAAAAGUUGUUCAGUACCCAGGGACCAAUACCGAAGUAUGUCUUAUCAUGCCUAAAGACGAAAAGACGGCUAUGAUACUCUCUGUGAUCGACACUGUCCUCACCCUGGUUGUGCCUUUUACCAUGAUCUUAUUCAUGAUCACACGCCUUUUUGUCCACAUAUCAAAAUUCUACAAGACAGAAUUGGAAAGUUCUGCUACCUCGACUGCAGACGAAACAAACAGCGGACACUCUGAACACCAAAAUAAUAGAUCCGAAAGUAUCUCCCAUCCUACAGUUCGGCAAGCGACAGAGGCACAGACAAAACUUACACGAAUGCUUGUAGUGACCGUUGUCGUCUUUCUGGUACUUAACCUGCCCAGUCAUGCAAUAAAAGUCCAGUUCUUAUUUAGGUCAAUGCUGGCGGAAAAUGUGAGAUUUACGGAAACAGAGGGAUUCAUUCAAGUUCUUUUCCAAAUUUUGUACUACGCUAACUUUUCAGUCAACUUUUUAUUGUAUAGUGCUUGUGGGCGUAGCUUUAGAAGCGCCAUGAUGCGACUGUCGUUAAACGUCCGGUAUUGUCGCGGGAUGUUUGACUGCCAUCGCAAAAUCCAGAAACUUGGCAAUAUGAGUAAACAGACAAAUGAAAUACUUAACAAUGAGUUAGCAGGAGAACAACAACACUCGAGGCUAGUUGAUAUACACUUAAACGAAAUACGUUUUUCUCAGCUUCCAUCAAUAGGAAGCGAAUUUGUUUGUCAGUCUCCGCCAUGUUUACUUGCAUUUGAGUCGGAGCAACUGAUAGAAGAGUGCCACGUAGUUUAUUACACAAACGCCUUGAAGGAAUACUUUGAAACACUCAUAAAGUGGAUAUUUCUGGAAUAUAUAUUGUAAUGCGGAGGAAAAUUGUAUAUACAAAUAUCUAUUUAUUUAUUUUUGCGAAAAAUGCUGUUCAUAUUUUAGGUUAAACUUAAGAAAUGUGAUGGUAGAGUUAGAAUAAUUGAAAUAUUUUACUGGUAUGUGAAAAUAUCAGAAUAAAUUUCAUUGUUUGUAUACAUUCACAGCAUUAUUAAAAUACAUAUCACAGAAAUAAAUAUUGUAAAAAGAAAUAUGUUAGAUAUAUAUCAA